UCGGACGUUGAGUCAGGUAGCUAAAAGUCAUUAAUUUUGUAGCUCCAUAUCCACAGCAUGGCUCCCGGGUGAUCUGCGGAGCUAGGCAAACCUGAGCAAAAUUUGUGAUUUAGGGUGUAAAAUUCAACGAUGGGGCGGAGCCGAAGUCACUGAGUGGACAGUGGGCACAUCAACGCGAGUAUUUAUCUCACUGAGUGCACCAGUCAAGUAUCAGUUACUGUGCGAUGGAUGGACAUUUUUGGACACUUUUCGCCAAGAUAAAAAGCACGGGGAGAGAAAAUCAGUCGAAUUAUUCACCUUUCAGAAGCUUACCCGAUCUGGAAGGAGUUUGAUUGGUUUGGCACAUGUAUACACACGGUAUCUGCCGCAUGUGAUACAAAGACAGCGCAGCACACAUGUUUGGCCAACGUGGCCGGCGGCGCAUUGGCCUUUGCAUACGGCGUAGGUGUUGGUGUCGAUAUAUUAACUACGUGGGUUAAUGCAUUUGUGCCCUACCUGCUGUGAGAGAAGUUUUGGUGUGAACUCUCUUUAGGCUCAUUCAAGUGAUACCUUUCAAAGAUAUAGUCAGGCAAUGGCAGAACAUGGUCAAGCAGAACAGAAGAAGCUGUUGGAUUUCCUCAGAAUUGUUGGAAAGCUCAAGCACCUGAAGCGGACUGGCUGGGUGCGGCGCCAAGUGACUGAGCCGGAGACCGUGGCCGGACACAUGUACCGCAUGUCCGUCAUGGCGCUGGUGGCGGCCGGCCGCGCCCAGGUGGACCAGGUACGCGCAGUCAAGAUGGCGUUGGUGCACGACCUGGCCGAGGCCCUGGUCGGCGACCUGACGCCCCACUGCGGCGUCUCCGCCGACGACAAGCACGCGCGCGAGCUCGCCGCGCUCGAGGGCAUAGUGGCGCAUGUCGACGAGGCGGCCGCGUGCGAGAUCAUGGCGCUCUUCCUCGAGUACGAGGCGCACGCGACGCGCGAGGCGUGCUUCGUCCACGACCUGGACAAGCUGGACAUGGUACUGCAGGCGGACGAGUACGAGGCGGCGCAGGGCUGCGACCUGCAGGAGUUCUUCGACUCUACAAGGGACGUGUUCCGCACGGAUGAUAUGCGCGCAUUGAACGCCGAGUUGCGCCGCCAGCGGGAGCAGCGGCGCGCCGGCGACGGUGGCGCGGCCGGGGAGCCGGCGGCCGCGCCGGGAACCGGCAGCGACUGAACGUCUGUGCGAUGAAGCACUGUUUGUAGCGAGGUUUUACGAAUGGGUGUUAUGACCUGGGAGGCGCGAAGGGACUUGAAUAACCUCGGUUGUUUACGUGACAAGUGUGCUGAAAAGGUCGACGCGUGGAGCGCUGCCAAGGCGUCUGAUUUUUGUGCUGCUUUGGCGAGGUAAGGCUGCCGAGGCGAUACGCAGCUCAUGUUCCUUGUUUCAACCGCACCAUUCACGCGUGCUUAACUGCCUGGAACGAAGUGUGUGCUUGAAGCGGUCAGUCCUGACUCAAUGGGGCGAUGCAUGACCUGCGGAAAGUAUGUUGAUGGGGCUUGAGCCGAUAGGUUGUUUCGCUCUCGUGCUAUCUGAUCUGGACGAGAUUCUUAUUUCCGUUGGCCAGUUGCACACGUCGGUGACGAAACGACAGUCAAGGUGGAUGUGCUGUACAUUUAUAGUUGCCUGGGCCCGACGUGCGCUCUGGAUGUCCGUCACCCUCAAUGUUGGUUC
This is a messenger RNA of Pollicipes pollicipes, 1696 nucleotides long. Its product is annotated as 5'-deoxynucleotidase HDDC2-like. Gene Ontology annotation, cellular component: cytoplasm. Gene Ontology annotation, molecular function: 5'-deoxynucleotidase activity. The record is from RefSeq and is a predicted model, not a curated record. The coding region runs from base 572 to 1198 and encodes 208 amino acids. NCBI's taxonomy places the organism in Eukaryota, Metazoa, Arthropoda, Thecostraca, Pollicipedomorpha, Pollicipedidae. The transcript has 3 exons.